Molecule: messenger RNA, 5094 nt
Organism: Leptinotarsa decemlineata (Colorado potato beetle)
Lineage: Eukaryota; Metazoa; Arthropoda; Insecta; Coleoptera; Chrysomelidae
Cellular component (GO): nucleus
Molecular function (GO): zinc ion binding
Source: RefSeq, a predicted model, not a curated record
GUGGAUCAACGAACAACACUUACCAAUCUAUUAUUCAAAAUCAAAUCCGCUAGCCAUAGACCAUAUACACAAACCAAAGUAGUUUGUGACCAUAUACCCCCGCUAACUGAACUGGCCUUUCAACUUCUCUGUACGCUACAUUUAUUAUUAUUGUAGAUUGUUAUUUGUAAUAAAUAACAGUAUUUGGUGCAAUAAAAAAAGAAAUAGUUUAGAGGUUAUAUAUGUUCCUUAUAUGAUGAAACUGGAAAAGCCAAACAAAACGUGACACUUCUUUUGCUUUACUGUGGAAUUAGAAAUUAGUAGAUGGUACCUCCUUGGGUAUCUCCUUCGGUAUCUCCUUCAUUUCAUUUGCACUGAAUAUACUUCAAGAUAAAGAUAUGCCUGAUGAAAUGAAAUGUUGGGUCCCUACUUGUAGGGACAGUGCUGCUCAAGGGUAUACUAACAAGUAUUAUGCUCUUCCUGCAAAUUUACAGACAAGAGAAUUUUGGAUCGCCGUUUCCGGAAAAUCAACUGGAUCUUUUCCACCAGAGGAUAUUGUUUUUUGUGAGAAACAUUUUCAUCCCCAAGAUGUUGUGAAUAUUGAUAACAAUUGCUACAUUAAUAAAAAGGUGCUCUUCCCAAAUAGAAAUAUGCCAGAUAGGAUGUGCAGAAUCUGCAUGUCUAUUAUACCUUCUGAUCAAUCUUUCCACAUCAUCAGCAGUAGAUUCCCAAUUGAAAUGCCAUCAAGUAUUAAGGAUAAUUUAAGUUUUUAUAUAAGCAGCCAACCGGAAACUUUAUACCACAUAUUCACAUUAUGUAUGCCUGGAUUGAAAAUACCUAGAGAGCCAUGUCCACUCCUAUGUGAUGAUUGUUUUCAUAAAAUCUGGCUAUUUUUCAUAUUUAAAAUAACCUGCAUGGAAGUGGAAAGAGAUCUGAAAGGUGAUAUGUCCUGGGAAAAUUAUGGAAAGAAGGUUCUAUGUCGUUCUUGCAUACAAACUUCUGGAACCAAUUUUAUGACCCUGUCUCCUCAGUCUAGCAUGGGUUCUUUAUUAAAAAAAAUGUUUGAGAGUGACUGCCCUUCUUCGGAAAUAGUGCCGUUAAGAGUUUGUUUGGUGUGUUACAAUGUUCUGGAAAAACUUGAUCAGUUCAACAAAAAUUGUUAUGAGGUUGAAGAGAAAAUGAGACGUCAUAUGGCUCUCAAACUAAAGUAUACUCAGGCACCUUCGACUAGUACUCAUAACUUUUAUUCCUCUACAAAUAAUGGUGAAAAUAUAAAAAUGAGUUCUUCAGUUAGUGAGGCUAAUUUGGAAUGUGUUCAAAAUAGAACUGGAACAUUAUUUAAUUCGGCAAAUUCUGAAAAUAUGAAAAAGAUUUCAUCUGUAGGCUCAUCCCUAAAAGAUAAAAUAAUUUUGGCUAGGCUCAUGUUGAGUCAUGGAUAUCCAUUGAAAAGUGAUUUCUACCAACAAGAAAUCUGGUCUUUGAUUUGCCAAAAAAUGCAAGACCAAGGUAUUAGUUGCACUGUUCCUGGUCUUAUGAAUGUUUGGAAAGAAAUGUGUAAGGAAACCAAAAGAAAAUCGGAAUUAGGUGGACAGAAGGGAUUACUUGCUGACCUGGUAACGGAAUUCAAUAAUAUGGAAUCAAAGACUAAAGCAAAGGAUAACUCUAAAAAUUCAAGAAGUUUCAGAAUUUCCAAAUCUCCUAUGGAUUCAGCUAGAAGUAAGCAAAACUCAUGUUCAACACCUGAUAAAGUUAGUACAAAUAAUAAUCCUCCUGUUGAUCGUAAGCUACAAGAAAAAGGCGAUAAAAAAAACUCAAUUAUUAAGGUAAUAUCUGAUGUGGAUAGUCAAAAGAAAAGCGUAUCAAUCGCUAACAAAUCAAAUUCGCAGAGUAAUGGCAAUAAUCCACAAAUGUGGUCAGAGGAAAUGAAACUCAAUUUUAUAAACCGUCUCGUAAAAGAAUACAAUGAGUAUACAACUAAAAGAAAUUUAUCAAAGCUGCGCAUUGGACAUGGACCUUGGAGAACAAUUUGCAUGAAAUUGGCUCAUAGUAGGGGUUAUCAGGAGUGUGAUGGUCUUUUUCUGUACCGAAUGUGGAGUUCAAUAAAAUAUAAAGCUCUGCGAGAGAAAGUUUCGAUGAGUGUCACUCCAAUAGGAAAGAAAAUUUUGGAUUUGUUGGAGAGAGAAUCAAACAUUCAUAAAACAUCGCAGCUUGACAUGAAUAUCAAAGCUGGUGGAAAAAGUGUUGCAAACCAAGGAAAAAUAACGAUAAAUAAGGUACCCAGAACAAGAGGAAGGCCCAAAAAAUUUGGUGAUAAAGAGACAAAUUCCGUCAGUCCUGUUAAAGAAAGGCAUUCUGUCUCUCUUGAUGAAAAAUUACAAUUGGUCAAUGCAAUAAUUAAAGAAUAUGAUGCUUGUAAAGAUGAAGAAAAAAUUAGUAAAGGUCUAUGGUGCUCAAUUAUUCGAAGGGUGAUUAUCAAGUUACCUUACUGGCAGUACGACAAGGCAUAUGCAUAUUGGAGCAAAUUGAAAGUGUCGGCGUUAACUCACGAAAAAGGGAAGUCUGAUGUGUUAGACAACAAAAUUUGGAAGUUAUUGCAAAGACAUGAAGUAUUUAAAAAUGAUCAUGCAAAAAAUCGGUCUGAAAAAACCGUUGAAGCAAGUGUUGAUUCAAAUUGCAUUAGUCGCAUUACUGAUGAUCAAGAUAGGACUACAAAACAUUCCAUGAAACAAAUUGAAUCACUGCCAAAUACUUCCAAAGACUCAAAAAAAAGAUUAAGUUAUGUGACACUUACCUCUGGUAAAAAACUUAAGAACUUUUCAACUAGCUUGUCCGAAGAAGAAGGAUUAUCGUUAGUCAAGCUAUUGAGAAAAACAUCUGAUGAAAUGUACAAGGAAAAUCCAUCAUCUGUUCACUGGUCUGCGAUAACCAAAAAAAUUUUUGAGGCUGGAGGUUAUAAAGAUUUUACACUGGAAGAAGUUGAUGCCUUAUGGUCUAAGAUGAUAUGCGAUGCUUCUAGAAACAAACAUAACCAUUCUGCAACAAGUUUAGAUAUGGAAGUUCUGAAUUUAAUGACAGAAGCUUCGAACAAACACACUAAUGGAGAUUCAUUACUGAUACAGGAAGUCAAAAAUCUUCAGAAAAGCGAUCGUAUUUCACAGCUUCCAACAUCGAGCAUGGAACAGAGUGACACUGAAAGUGAUAAAGUUGGUGAAAGUAACAGUAAUCAUCUAAAGAAGAAACCUUGGACCACAGACGAAAUUCAGGCUCUCAUAUCGGCUGUCAUGAAUUAUGGAGAUUUGGUAUUCAAAAACGGAAGAGAAGAUGACAUUUGGCCUGAGAUUUACAAAAAGUUCAUGGAUGCAGGCUAUAGUAGAUCAAUGAAUGCAGUUAGAUCUAUGUGGUAUCACUUGCGUAAGCGUGCAGAAAGAACAUGGGCCGAUAAAAGUGUCGGUAGCGAAGUAGACAGGACUUUAAUUUCCUUCAUGAAGAAGUUUUUAAAGAUGGAUACAAAUGCUGUAAGCAAAAUCGAGGAGUCUGAUGUUACUGAAGAGCGUCAGGAAAGUCUUGAAAAAAAAGAUGAAGAUGACCCAGUCUUACAAAUUGACUUGACAUAUGACUAUGUUUCAUUCGCAGACAUAGAAAAAUUGUCAGCAGAAACAGUGAAACAGUCUGUAAUAAAAACAGAGUACAUUAAAAAAAAAUCUGAAGAAACUGUUAGCAACUUUGUAUUUGCAAAAGUUGAAAGUGGAGUUGAAUUUGAUGAAUUCCACCAAGAUGAUGAAGAAACUUGCCACGUGGGAAUUUCUAGUAUUUCAUUUCCCGAAAUCUAUCAAAAGCCUUCAAUACAGCAGGUCACAAACGCCUUCUCCAAAAACUCCAAUCCUAUCAGAUAAGAGGACCCCAUACCAACUAAUGGAAAGCUGUGUGUCUGAACGAAAACAAGUUGUAGAAAUCGAUAGAAUAGCGAGUCCUUCAAGGGAUGUUUCUUAUGGAGUUCCACAGGGAACGGUUCUUGUACCUCUAUUAUUCACUCUGUACAUAAACAGUUUCAUGACAUAUCGAUCUACAGGUAAAAAUCAUCAGUUUUGCUGAUGAUAUGGCAAUACUUCAUGAGGACGAACAAGACUUUCAUUCAACAGUGUAACAGUGAACUAUGAAAAAUCAUACCAUUUACUAUUCACAUCGUAUUCCAACUAUUUAACCGAAUUAGGUCAUUUGGUGUUGAACAAAGUAACACACAUUCUAGAAAAAGAUAGGUCUAAGUACUUAGGAAUUAUUAUAGACAGGCACUUUAAAUGGGACCUUCACGUUAAUCACGUUAAAAAAUAAGCCAAGGGAUUGCUGCUUAUCAAAUUCAGAUAUCUCGCCCAGUUAUCAUAUGGAACACUAGGAUGGGUGGCGUAGCUACAUAUAAUUUACAUAAUUUAAGCGUUAUGCAAAAGUGGAUUUUGAGUAUAAUUUGCAAGAAAAAUAUUACUUAUUUCAGCGAUUUACUAUUCCUGGAAAACAGCAUUUUCGACUUAGACAAAUCUAUAUUUACUUAUCGUAAAUAAUAUAAAAUUACAGGCAAUUGAACAUUAUCACGACACAAAAGUAAAUAUAUCAAUGAAACGACAUGUGGAAAAACUAUCGGUCAACGGUCAGUGGAAUUUUUAGCAUCAAAAGUUUAUAAUUUACUUCCUGAUGAUAUAAAAAAAGUUUAAUCGUGUACAUCCUACAAAUUCCAUGGGAAAAAAUGAUUGGACAGAAAAGUUUUCAGUGAUCUCAUAGACUUAAAACUGCUACGCUAACUUAUGAGUUGUAUACAUCAGAUCAACUAAUUAUUUGAAAUAAUGAACUAAUUUUAACAUAUUCACAAAAUCUUCUCGGAUUUGACAUUACUCAACCGAUUUUGACAAGCAGUUAUAUUCUGAUAUUUAUUCAGGAAUUACUCCAAAUGUUUUAUCUCAACUGACAUCAUUCACAAAAAUUUUGAAUUGUAUUUUAUUGCUAUAUUUGUAAUUCAAUAAAUGUCAUGCAUAAGCUCUAUGAGCCUCAAUGACUUGUCAUGUGUAUUUAUGUGCUUGUAAUAUGUUCAUCUUUUAUCUUUUUAUACAUUUUUAAAAUAAACAUUAC